This is a messenger RNA of Tigriopus californicus, 2900 nucleotides long. RefSeq names its product glycerol-3-phosphate acyltransferase 3-like. Gene Ontology annotation, molecular function: glycerol-3-phosphate O-acyltransferase activity. The record is from RefSeq and is a predicted model, not a curated record. Gene Ontology annotation, biological process: triglyceride biosynthetic process. Lineage: Eukaryota; Metazoa; Arthropoda; Copepoda; Harpacticoida; Harpacticidae. Gene Ontology annotation, cellular component: endoplasmic reticulum. The coding region runs from base 665 to 2404 and encodes 579 amino acids. The transcript is spliced from 8 exons.
CUCUGGCUACUCUCCCAUCCUCCAACAACUAGUCAGUCAACUGACUGCCAAAGCAUCUUUGUCAUCCUAUCCCCUCAAGCCUAGCCUCCUAUAUAUGCGUCAUGAACUCAAGAUCAUUGUCGUGACUUGUUGAGCAAAUUUGGGCCCGGCCCUGAGCGUGACCCACGAGCUGACCCACGACCCUGGGCUAGUGCUGAGCAGCCAGCCAAUCAUUUGAAAGUCGACAACAGUUGGCGGAGUUGAGCUGGAGUGAGUUCCAGGGGGGUGGGUGAGGCUUCGCUGGACGCUGAACGCUGGAUGCUGGAUGGCCGUCGGUCAAAGGUCGACCUCUGCCUCGCCUUGCCCCAGAAUCGUCUCAGUCUUGGUCGUUGUUGGCCCUGACUGACACGCCAAAUCUGCGCGAUCGGUUGGAUCGGGCGAUCCUGUCUGACGGACACCCGCCCAACUUGAUCGAGAACUGGUCCAUUGGCCCUGACUCGGCCAUCCUCGGCCAUCCUCGGCCAUCCUCGGCCCCAGGAAAGUGGCGGUUUGGGCUGGAGUUCAAUCCUGAUCCCCACGGACGUCGGAAACAAGCCAUCCUCGACAUUGGGCUGGCCGACUGUGACUGCUAGCUCGUGGUUGUGUGUGGCACCCAUUGGCAUUCCACCCACCCACGAGUCCCAUCAUGAGCCUUUGGGUCACCUUCGGGGCCUUGACCUUUCAAUUCCUGUUCCCGCCCUUUCUGUGCAUCUUGGCCUUGACAUUGGUCUUGGCCUCGUUGGGCAAAUCUCUGGGCGUCCGACGGCUUUAUGUCCAAGUGUUGCUUCGCGUGUUUCGAUUUGCCCGAUUUGUCACGGCUGAACAUCAUCAACGACGGGAUUCUCAAUUCAAAUUGGGCGGUGAUGAUGACGAGGUGGACGGAGAAGACCUACGAUCAGAGACCAAGGACGAGUGGAACAAGCAGCCCGAGAUCCUCGACUCGCAAACCCACGCCGCAUCGAAUACAACGUAUUCGCAACCUCAGAACCGCGACCACGAGGACAGUGACGGCGACAAUGAUGGCCGGCUGGCCGAGCAGGUGGAUUCGGGUGUGGAAUGCGCCUCGCCAAUGUCGUCCAAGAGCAACCCUACCCUCUCCGAUGUCGAGGAGGUCGGGUCUCCCUCGGAUAGCCCCACUCAUGGCCGGUCUGAGCCGAGUAUCCAAUCCAUGCGGAAGGCCUUGAAAACAUUCGGCAAAGAAUCUCGCCACAAUGUCAUCAGUCGACGCGAUAAUCUGAUUUUGAGUCCCGAUCGGCCGGCGGUGUUGACGGAAGAGGAAUCAACGCAUCAUCAAUCCGGACUGGGAUUAUCGACCCGACUCAUGAAAGGCGAAAACGUCUCCGUGGCCACUUUGCAGCGCGAGUUCGAGAUGGAUGAUGUGUUGGACUACCUCAAAACUGGUAUCGCUGCCAUCAUCGAGGAUGAAGUCACCCAAAGAUUUGUAGCCGAAGAGCUGAAGUCGUGGAAUUUACUCACUCGAACAAGUCUCAGCUUUGAAUUUGUUAACAUCAAAUUGACCGUGAUCUGGGUGCUAGGGUUCUUUUUCCGAUACUUCGUACUGCUCCCUUGUCGGAGCAUCAUCCUCGUGUUCGGGAUAUUCUACUUGCUGUUCAUGACGGCCGCCGUUGGCUCCAUUCCCAGCCAAUAUCUACGACGUCGUCUCUACGAUUAUGUGGCAGUCACCUGCUUUAGAAUUUUGAGUCGAUCGUUUUCAGCCGUAGUUACCUUUCAUAAUAAGCACUACCGACCCAAAUCCGAUGGUAUCUGUGUGGCCAAUCACACCACGCCCAUCGAUGUGGUGAUCUUGCAGAUAGAUCGCAGUUAUGCCUUGGUUGGUCAAUCACAUGGAGGAUUCUUCGGAUUGGUGCAAAGAGCUUUGAGUCGUGCAACCGCUCACGUUUGGUUUGAGCGAUCUCAUGUCAGAGACAGAAUGGUGGUGGCUAAACGACUAAAAGAACACGUUGAAGAUCCCAACAAGCUUCCUAUUCUGAUUUUCCCCGAAGGCACUUGCAUUAACAAUACGUCUGUGAUGCAGUUCAAGAAAGGCAGCUUCGAAGUCGGAGGUACGAUCUAUCCCGUGGCCAUCAAAUAUGACGCUCAAUUUGGCGAUGCCUUCUGGAAAUCGUCCCAAAACGGGAUGCUUUCGUACAUCUACAUGAUGAUGACUUCUUGGGCCAUCGUGUGCGAUGUCUGGUACUUGCCGCCCAUGACGCGAGGAGAGGGAGAAGAUGCGGUCCAUUUCGCCAAUCGGGUUAAGGCGGAAAUCGCUCGGCAAGGCGGCCUUGUCGAUCUUAUGUGGGAUGGAAACCUCAAGCGAAUGCAAGUCAAGUCGGAAUGGAAAGCAAUCCAACAAGAAGAGUUUUCCAAGCGCUUGAAAGUGGAAUGAUUAUGAAAAACGGAACCUAAUCUUGUCCAUAGUACCCAGAAUUCAGAAUCCAAAAUCCAGAAUCCAUCCAGCUUGCGUGACUAGCACACAACCUCCUAUCAAAUUGAGAUGAUGAAGCCUAGAAGAAAACACGAUUCGCCUUCUCGUUGCCAAUGAACUGAAUUCCUGUGUCGCGAGUGUCAGCCAAAACUUCCCACGUGUCACCACGAGUUUCUCUAGCCUAGUACAUAUUUUUUCAGCUGAUCCAUCCGUUAUGGUGAUUAUUUUUUGUACUCGCUAUUUGCUUCCCAGUAGCCAACCGAACCCUCGAAAAGCACAAAUGACCAAGCAUCAACCGUCCAUCAUUCCACAUCCAUAAUUGUUCCCCAUGAAUGAAUUGUUACAAGGCAGAAAAUUGAACCAACUCUGAAUGACGGUGUUGUUGACGAUAUUGAAACGACGAGGUUAACGAGGACGACGAAGCAAAGUACAAUAAUAUAACCAAUAUGUUUAUUAA